Messenger RNA from Pistacia vera, 1611 nucleotides. Its product is annotated as ATG8-interacting protein 1-like. The record is from RefSeq and is a predicted model, not a curated record. NCBI's taxonomy places the organism in Eukaryota, Viridiplantae, Streptophyta, Magnoliopsida, Sapindales, Anacardiaceae. The transcript is spliced from 3 exons. Gene Ontology annotation, cellular component: intracellular membrane-bounded organelle. Bases 231 to 1193 code for a protein of 320 amino acids.
CAAUUUCUAUAUAGAUUCUCUCUCGCAUAAACAGAUCAAUUUAAGAAUUCUUUGAGCAUACUCUACCCCUUUCUCUUGUCACAAUCAAUCAUUUCUAUCUAUCUUUUAUCAAACGACGACCUCGAUUUGGUUCGAUGAAUUAACAAUUUUCCUAAAUCAGAGCUUCGCGGCUGGUAUUUCAGUUUUUCUGUAUCUCUAUAUCAAUCGAGGAAUACUAUAAAUUUUGGAGGAUGGCUGAUAAUGAGGAGGGUCCAGAGAAUACUUCUCGUGGGAAUGAAUGGGAAGUUGUAUCACUUACAGCAUCUGCAUAUGCUGCUGCACCUGGUCCCGAAAAUGUUGAACUAAAGAAUGAUGACAAGGGUGAUGCCAAUGAGGAGAUUGAAGCAGAAGUUUCUCAUGCAUUGUUCAUGUCUGGGCACUUUGUCUUUCCACCCAGUGAACAUGAAAAUCUGCCUCUGGAACCUGGAUCUGCUAAGAGUGAGAUUUGUAAUGAGCCUGUUGGCAAGGAUGUGGUUACUGAGGUUGGAGCUGAAGAAGGGGGUAGAUCCAGUGGAAAAGAUGAUGACGAAAAUUGGACUCUUAAAAGGUUAAGUGUACAUAAUGAGUUUCCAGGAAUACAGUUUUUGGAUGAGAAGGGUAACAGGCUAUCCAUUCCUGGCACAGAGUUUGAAGAAGGGACAACUCUACCCGGAUUAAAUUUGAGUGAUAAAGAAGGGAGUAUUUGUAGUGCAGCUACAUUUGGUUCAUUUCAUAGUGAAGCAGUGUUCGGUGGAUCAACUACGUAUGAUGAGAACGUAGAAACUGAACAAACUGAACAUUCCGAGCCAGGCAUUGAUCUUCCUGCAGAUGCAUCAAAAGCCCUGAAACCCACAAAAGAUGGUAAAUGUGCUGCAUCUGACCUUCCUUGUGAAGCAUGGUGGAAGAGAAGGGCAAGUUCCUUGUAUGCUCAUGCAAAAGAAGCAAAUGCUCUCUGGUCCAUUUUCAUUGCAGCAGCUGUCAUGGGUCUUGUACUUAUUGGGCAGCGUUGGCAGCAAGAAAGGUGGCAAGCUUUGCAGCUGAAGUGGCAGCUUAGCAUCAGUGAUGAGCAGAAGGCUAGCAGGAUGCUUGGUCCCAUAUCUCGCCUUAAAGAUGCCAUUGUGGGUGGUCACCGCCGUGGUUCUUUUAUCAGGAGCAGCUCUUCAAAUGUUAACUGAGAUGAUGACGAAAAAUGGAAAUGAGAGAUGGGUUGUGUCAGGUUGUUAAUACGGUAGUUUGCUGUGUGGUUCACUCAUUCUCAUGAAAAAGUUACAUUUAGCUACAUGUCAAAAGUUUGAUAAUGUUAUGCUGUUAUCGCUGUUGUGUUCUAUUAUUAUUAUGGUUAACUUAUGCUAUGUAGGUCACGAAACCUAAGAAGCAAAUGAACCAACUAUUGCUGCAUUGUGUAUUGUUGGGUUCAGUAGCCUGUAACAAUUUUAAAACUGGUUCUGGCAUACAGCAAUGUAUGCUGUUUCCUCAGGAUUUGAUUUGCAUACCUAAUAUUGUGGUGCUUGUCGAGUGCGCUGGCGUCAAUGUUAAUAUUCCUGAAAAUUGUACGGUCGAGAGCAUGUAUGUAUGGUAACGGGCAGAAAACAA